Messenger RNA from Phacochoerus africanus (Common warthog), 936 nucleotides. Its product is annotated as olfactory receptor 1A1. Gene Ontology annotation, cellular component: membrane. Gene Ontology annotation, molecular function: G protein-coupled receptor activity; olfactory receptor activity. The transcript has a single exon. The record is from RefSeq and is a predicted model, not a curated record. Lineage: Eukaryota; Metazoa; Chordata; Mammalia; Artiodactyla; Suidae. Gene Ontology annotation, biological process: G protein-coupled receptor signaling pathway. Bases 1 to 936 code for a protein of 311 amino acids.
AUGAGGGAAGAAAAUCAGUCCUCUGCUCUGGAUUUCAUCCUGCUGGGAAUCAGUGGUCAGCAGAAACAGGAAGACUUCUUCUUCUUCCUUUUCCUGUUCAUUUACCCCAUCACAUUAAUUGGAAACCUGCUCAUCAUCUUGGCCAUCUGCUCUGAGAUUCGCCUUCACAACCCCAUGUAUUUUCUUCUCGCCAAUCUCUCGCUUGUUGACAUCUUCUUUUCCUCUGUAACCAUCCCUAAGAUGCUGGCCAACCAUCUCUUGGGCACCAAGGCCAUUUCCUUUGGGGGAUGCCUAACACAGAUGUAUUUCAUGAUUGCCUUAGGUAACACAGAUAGCUACAUCCUGGCUGCUAUGGCAUAUGAUCGUGCCAUGGCCAUCAUCCGCCCACUUCAUUACACAACAAUCAUGAGCCCACGGGCUUGUGUCCUCUUAGUUGUUGGGUCUUGGGUGGUUGGAAAUGCCAAUGCUGUCCCCCACACUCUGCUCAUGGCUCAUCUGUCCUUCUGUGCAAACAAGGAAGUGGCCAACUUCUACUGUGACAUUGCCCCUUUGCUCAAGCUGUCCUGUUCUGACACCCACUUCAAUGUGAAGAUGAUGUACGUGGGGGUUGGUGUUUUCUCUGUGCCAUUACUAUGCAUCGUCAUCUCCUAUGUUCGGGUCUUUUCCACAGUUUUACAGGUUCCAUCUAUGAAGGGUGUGCGCAAAGCCUUCUCCACCUGUGGGUCCCACCUCACAGUUGUUUCUCUGUAUUAUGGGACAGUCAUGGGUAUGUAUUUCCGCCCUAUGACGAGUCACAGCCUCAAGGAUGCAAUGAUAACUGUGAUGUACACGGCCGUGACCCUGAUGGUAAAUCCUUUCAUCUACAGUCUGAGGAAUAGAGACAUGAAGGCUGCCCUGGGGAAACUCUUCAGCAAGAGCACCUCACAACCAGUGUGA